CACUGAAAGAAUGUUGGAUUCUUUGAUCCUAUAUUUAUUGUGGGAGAAAUAUAAAGGGCGCGUGGUUCAUUUUUGGGCCUUCGAAGGAACCAGCAUAAAAUCAGGGUCUCCAAUAACGUCACCCUCCUUCGAAAUCCGCUUAUUGGCUGUUGUGAAGUUAUUACAAUAUGGAGCCGGUUCUGGUCCUUGGAAGACGGACCGUGAUCCCGGAGCAGCUUAUAUAGUAUUCGGUUCUUUCUUAGGUUCGUCUCUUUCGGCUCUGGUUCAACAGGCGAUUAGACUACCGGUCUUAUUGGUCUAUAACUGUCCGGUCUUUUUGCUAGAUGAGCCAGAAGCGAUGGCUAUUCUUCCAGAAUUCCGAAGUUUUCAUCGGAAGUUCGCGUUUUGGAUGAGAAACUUGUUGAGUAGACCUCAUAUUUUCAUAGCUGCGUCUGAAGUUGUUUUAGAAAUGUUUGCAAGGAUUACAGUACAGUUUUAUAUGUAUACUCCUGAAGGUAGUUGUUUUAGAGAUAUUUGCAAGCAUUAUAAUGACAGGAAUAACAGGUACAGAAAAAAACGACGCGUAUGGGGAUCUUAA
Messenger RNA from Funneliformis mosseae, 577 nucleotides. The record is from the annotation of a GenBank genome assembly. NCBI's taxonomy places the organism in Eukaryota, Fungi, Glomeromycota, Glomeromycetes, Glomerales, Glomeraceae.